Messenger RNA from Phymastichus coffea, 4210 nucleotides. RefSeq lists its product as uncharacterized. Lineage: Eukaryota; Metazoa; Arthropoda; Insecta; Hymenoptera; Eulophidae. The transcript has 9 exons. Bases 157 to 2988 code for a protein of 943 amino acids. The record is from RefSeq and is a predicted model, not a curated record.
UGCGCUGCUGUGCAGUUGCUAAAUACAGACAUUCGUGGCCGCUCGUGUAUAUUGCGUGUUAACGGUAAUACGGCGAUGCACCGUCGUGUAUUUUCGGAAUCGUCAUCGCCAAUGUGACAGCCUCGUAGCAAGCUGUGCAGUGUGCACCUAUCGAGAAUGGCAAGCAACUGUUAUCCGGAGCAGUACCGGGCGAUCGGCGAUGUCUUGCUUCCUCUUAGGACACCCGACGACGAUGAGCUCUCCAUCAUCGAUGUCAAUGCCUUCGACGAUAGUGCAGACGAAAAGUGGCUUUAUUCAACUGGAAGUGGAUCAAGGAAUAAUAGCGUUGAAACAAAUAUUGAAGACUUGGAUGCAUGGCUCCAUGCAGAUGUGCCAGAAUCUGAUGCUGGUCAAUGUGACAAUAAUUCAAGAAGGUCCAUUGAUACAAGGACUUUUACCAGGAUCAAGAGGCGAUCAAACAACAAAUUGAACUUUCAAAAUAUUGAUGCCAUGUUUUCACCAGAAGCAAUGCCAUGUCCAUUGACUAAUGUAUGGAAAGCUCAGCCGAUUCUUGAGUCUCCAAUACAGGUAAAUCUUCAUUUAAAAUAUAAUGAAAACAAUAAUACCAUACACAAGGAAAGAAGAGACAGUAUACCUAUGAUGCUACGUCCCAAAAUAAAUCAAACAUUAUCAACAUUCUCAUCAGAAAGUCCAUCUUCGAUACAGAGUCAGGCUAGUAUGGAAGCUUUUUUGAAUCUAGCUAAAUCAAAAGAGGGCAUGCCUAUGUUAAGUGAAAUGACUGAGCCUGAUAUUAGUAGUCUUUUAAUGAAUGUGUCACAACCUUCUCUUCUUUAUUCGUCAAUCAUAUCUGAUGGGAAAAAUGAUGAAACUAUUCAAUCUACAGAAGUAGGAGAUUGUUUAAUUGAUUCCCAAAUUUUAACAGAUUCCAUGAUGGAAGCUAGUAUGUUCAAGGAAGUGCAGGACGCUACUAUGCUUGCUGAGUUUUUAAAACAAAGCAGUGAUGAUACUAUGCUUGUAGAUAGGACAGUUUGUAAACUUUCAGAUACAUUUGAUCUUAAUGAUAAGACAUUUAUUAACGAGUUAAGCGAUAAAACAUAUGUUCAUUGUAAAGCUAUGGAUCUGAAAAGUUCUAAUCAGACUUAUACGAGUAGUAAAAAUUCAAAGUCAAAUGAUAUCAUUCUGAAUUUUCCAUUGCAAUUUAGUGCAGAUGAAGCAAAUAGUACAAAAAUCCUUUCACAUGAAAAUUUAUUAAACAAUACACACGUUAUUUCUACUCCUAAUUCUCUAAAUUCUACAAGAAUAAUUCCAGACCAAAUUGUUAUGGCAUCAUUGACAAAGACUAUAGAUAAUAAGAAUAAGACUGACUUAGCAUCUGAUUUAAAAACAUCACAACUUCUUAAAGGAGGAAAAUUAGAUGCAACAUUUGAUACUUACAGAUCAUCUGCCGGAAAUAUUCUUCAUCUAAGUGGAUCAAAUAAAAAUGCGAAAACUGCUUUGGAUACGACGUAUGAUGCUGUGCCAAAUUUGCGAGAAGAAUUACUACAAGAAGUUCGAAGAAGUACUGAAAACAAGCUUGACUCAACUUUUACUACUGCCCCGUCGACAAAUAUUGAGCCAAAACUUGACCUUACUUACGAUCGCCCAAAUUCCGGUGGAUCUUCUAACGAGGCUGAAACUUUUGAUGCCACUUAUGUUCGUGAGUCACCAACUCGUGAACUUGAAUCUCAAAAUGUUAAGAAAAACUUCGAUAUAACUUACGAUACAUCACAGCAAAUAAAUUUGAAAACAAAUAGCGCCCACAACAUGCAACGCUUGAGCUAUGCCAAUAGAAAUGUGGAAGAAUCUCAAACUUUAGGCCAGAAUCGUUUCAAUACGUACAGAAAAGAUAUUAAAUCUCAAAGUCGUUUAUCAAAAGCUCCAUCAGUUUCAGAAAAUCGUACGAAUAGAUUAUCCACCGUAACACAUGGUGGAAACGCUAAGAUGAACAAUAAUUUGAAUACACAAAAGUUUAACACUUACAAAAAAAACAGCAGUGUUAAAAACAAUAAUAUCGAUGACAAUAAUUUGAACGAAAAUAAAUUGGAUAGUACGUUCGUAAAACCAGCAGAAAGAGUACAGUCAAAGCUUCAAGCUCCGCGUCAAUUUUCAAAAUUACCGCAAUUGUUUCAAAAGUCAAAUCCUAAUCUUAGCGUUAACAUGAGACCUCCUGGCAAAUUCGGUUUAGAUAUAGGAUUUAAUAAAGGAUCGCAGCCAAACAUCAUGACGAGUAACAUGAAUACCCUCAGUCGAUUCAAGUCGGAAGGUCGUCUUUUACAAUCGAAAGACUUAAAGAGCUCUGAGCUCUUGAAAGGCGACAGCAGUAGUCGUUCAAUGGAAAGCAUCGACAGCAGCGAAAGCGCACAUAGUGCUCCAGAUUUUGAAGACAGAAUAAAUUUGUGCUCUAAUAGUAGCCGGGCGUCUUACACGAUAAAACCCAGAAAUUUACAAAUAUUGAAAAAACUUGGAAGUCUGGAAGAAGGUGGAAAAUUCGGAGGCUCAACUCCAAAAAUUAAAAGUCAUACAAUUCUUGAAAAUAACUGGGUACAAGAAAAAGAUUUACCUUCUCCUAUUUUAAAAAAUGGAAAUGCAAGAAGUUAUACGGAGAAUGCUGAUAGUAGAAGUGCUUCGCCUUCGGAUAGUGCAGAGUUUCUAACGAAAACCAGUUCACCUAUAACCGUAACUCCCGCAAGUUCAGAUUUAGCAAUAAAUACAGUAGGAAAUGAUAAUGUUGAUAUUGAGGCAAAAAAAGAAAAUAAUCAAUCUGCCGAUAAUGUACAACCUAAGCAGUUGAAAGCACAUACUGGAAUGCCUUUGACAAAUGCAACUAAAUUAAGACGACCUACCAAUUGGACAGGAGGAGCUAAAACUGCCAAUGGUACUUCAAGUGGAAUACCAAGACCGACUUCUCGAAUCCCUGCUCCAAAAUUUACUAGGCCGAGCCUCAAGUAACAUAAUAGAAUUUGUAAAAAGAAAUUGAAAGGAGAGCUAGAGAUAGAAAGGAUUUGUUGGUGAAAAACAGUACAAACAUGCCGGAUUGUGCUCAGAUUUGAAACAAUUUUAUAAACAAACGAUUAUUUUUCUAUUUGAAUUGUAAAUAUUUAAACACACAAUGACAUUUUAAACGUCUAAAUAUGAAAAAUAUUCUAGAAGAUGCAUAAUCUUGGUAUUUUGUAUAACUUUUUUAAUUGUUGACCAUCGAAUUGGCCAUUUCAAAGUGGAAUACGUAUCAUCAUUUGUACGGUGAAUCGGACGCCAUUUAACGUGGUAAAAAAUAUGUAAAAACGAUUAACAAUGCGCUUUUAAAGAAUUCGCAAAAAAAUCGUAUAUUUAUUAAGCUAUAUUGUUGCUUAUUGUUAACAUAUCUUUUUUAUACCAUAUAAUCAAACGCGAUUCUAGAACUUAAAAGUUGAACUUUUUAUAUUUGAAAAAGUAUAAUAAUUAUUUCUAUUGUAGACUUUUAUAUUACUUUAUUAAAAAUACAUUAGUUCUUGUUUUCAUCGAUCAGAUAUACUCUCAUCACAAUAUAAAUUUUGAACUGACAUAUCGAAUGUAAUAUAUAAUUGCAUAACUAGCAAUUUACUAGUAGUAUAAAUAAUAAAAUUACUUUUGAAAAACUAUUCAUUUUAACGUACAGAAUCACUAAUAAUUUUGGUUUAAAGAUUUACAAAAAGAGGUUGAGGAAAGAUUUAUGACAGGAAACGUAGAUAUUGAAUAAUUGUCACAAUAAUUAGAAUUUUAUUAUGCUUAAAUUAAUUAAUUUAUUUAACAAACAGAAUUAAAAAAUUAGUAGUUAUAUUAAAUGAUUGAAAAAGAUAUGAUUAUAAAUUUAUAUUAGGUGAAAUUAAAGUCAUUUCUUUUCAAGUGAACAUUUUACAAGUCUAGUAGCACUUUUGUAUUAUUUUAUUUAUUAGGAGAAUCUAGUACAUCCUUUUUUUUAUUGUAGUUAAUGAAAAAGAAAUAAUAAAGAAGUUUUUUAUUAUUCCGUAUUAAUACGAACUCAAGUGCCUUAAGAUUGUACGUGGCUCGUGAAUUAAAAUUACGUGUUCAAUUUUUUAAUGAAAAACAUAAUAGCCCAUUGUCAUUAUUCUGCUUUCAAAGUGUAUGGAAUUCGCUCACAUAUCUAAAAUUUAAACUUUUAUGAUUGAAAAAAUAAAAAUUCUGAUAUUAUAAA